AUGAAACAUUCCGCCGUCUUCCACGGUCUUGUUAAAAAACCACCUCCUGGGGCAACAUCGCAGCAACUGAAUCAAGGUGAAAUGGGUUUGGGAGAGAACGAGUUGGAGCAGACUCAGGCUAAAGAAGUCAAUGUCCCGCCUACUGGAAAGGGACUGGCGAGGAAUAAAAAGGAACCAGAGGACGAUGAAGAGUUCCUUGAGUCGAUUCGUCGGAACGUUGUCUUGCGCCUACUCGAUCAACUAAAGCCCAACGAAGCUGGGGAAAUGGCGACCACAACGGGCGACCUGAAAGAGGGGCGUCAUGCCAAGUGGCGGGCUCUGUGGAGUAGGCUGGCCAAUGUGGGAAAUCAAUUAAGGGAGGAAGGGAAUAAACAAAUACGAUGGCUACUUGGACGUGGCAGACAGAUGUUCCAAGCUCUGAACACUUUCGGUGUCUCAAAGGCAAAACGUUUUUCCAACAAUGAGGAGACGAUAAGGGGGAACGAGACCGGCGAAUUGCUUGGGGUACGAGAUGACGCUGUCAUUAAAGACAGUGGUGGUAUAUUGGACGGGCAAGACGGCAAUGGAAGCAGCAAGAAGUCAUGGGGAAGUGAUAGUGGACCACACAUUAGGGUUCCAUUUCCCGAAACAGAAAGAAAAAUCCGGUCAAUUUUAACCGAACCGAAAGUCACCAAUAGGAUUAUUGAUGUGUCACUACAAAAUAGAGAAGAUUUCCGAGGAUCUGAAUUUCGAUUAAGUGAUCAAUUAAUUAACGCAUCUACGAUCGAUAAAAUCGAAUGGGUCCCUGGCUCAGAGACUCUUAUUGAUAAAACGUUGCCUCAGAAAACGAAGGAUUUUGUGAUCCAGCCAGAAAAUGACUCAAAUGAAAUGUCAUUUAAACAAAUUUCAGGAAACCAAUUGGGCCAUAAGUUAUUAACGUCUCCUUCUAAACAAUCUGUUAUUGCUUCCGAUACAUCGAAUCAUGCUUCGUCGAAAAAGUUUAAUACAGAGACUCACGAUAUGAAACUCCCACCAGUACACUUACCGGCAGAAGUGAUUGCUGACAAAGGUCCAGGUUCACUUGACUUCAUUUCCUCCACUGAAAAACUGGUUUUUCCAGGUAAAGUCAAUGAGGAUCCACCCUCCUCAAGGGCCAAUAAAAGAACAUUUAGACCAUCUGCAUCAUCUCAACCAGCCCCUACAUCGCACCCGAAAACGACUACUUUCCCUAGUUACCUGUUUGCCAGUGAUACUCCCUACAGAGAACCAGUUUCUUUUUCGGACGAGACCCUCAAGAGUCACCCUGAUACAAAAGUGGUGCGAAAUAAAUACGUCACAAUGCCUCCCUUAAAUAGGAAGCUGUCUACCAAAAUCUCUGGUAAUGUGUUAGAAGCGGAAGUAUUGAACCCUCGGAAGAAUGCGGAACGUCCCUCAAGGCCACAAAUCACUCGGAUUUCCGACAGACCGACCUCAAAUAAACACCCAUAUUCUUCUGUUGGUGGACACAAUUCUCAUUUGCUUGAACUAAGUGACACGAAGUCUACUUCCAGUGCACUGCGCCAGCUCCGUUCAACCCAUUCACUUCCCCAAGCAACUCUGUCUCACUCAAACGCUCCACUAAUACUUUCACUUAAUGAAAUAUCUCCGCCACAUACCAUGAACAAACUACCAGCCAAGCCGUCUGCACCUGCACAUUCUACUGCUGAAAGAGUGCUAGUUGAUAGAAAAUUCGUUCAAGUUCCACAGGCAUCUGGUUUAAAGAGCCUUUCUACAGGUGAUGGCUCGCAGACAAACUCUCAUCGAAAAACAGCAACACUCACCAGGAAGUCCAGUGGAUCUCGGUCAGUCCUAGAAGGUGGUGCACGACCUGGCAGCUUUAAAUCCCGUCCAUGA
Messenger RNA from Mesocestoides corti, 1872 nucleotides. The record is from the annotation of a GenBank genome assembly. NCBI's taxonomy places the organism in Eukaryota, Metazoa, Platyhelminthes, Cestoda, Cyclophyllidea, Mesocestoididae.